AGUUCCCUUGCUCCAGCCGCCGCCGCCGCCGCCUCCGCCGCCUGUGUAGUUGCACCCGCGGCCGUCUCCCGCCAGCUCGCUCCGGGGAGAGAGUGCGCGCGCGAGCCCGGGCGUCCCCGCCCCAGCCUUUCCCGGAGCCAUGAAUCCCAAUUGCGCUCGGUGCGGCAAGAUCGUGUACCCCACGGAGAAGGUGAACUGUCUGGAUAAGUUCUGGCAUAAAGCAUGCUUCCAUUGCGAGACCUGCAAGAUGACACUCAACAUGAAGAACUACAAGGGCUACGAGAAGAAGCCCUACUGCAACGCACACUACCCCAAGCAGUCCUUCACCAUGGUGGCCGACACCCCUGAAAACCUCCGCCUCAAGCAACAGAGCGAGCUGCAGAGUCAGGUGCGCUACAAGGAGGAGUUCGAGAAGAACAAGGGCAAGGGCUUCAGCGUGGUGGCAGACACCCCGGAACUCCAGAGGAUCAAGAAGACCCAGGACCAGAUCAGUAAUAUAAAAUACCACGAGGAGUUUGAGAAGAGCCGCAUGGGCCCCAGUGGGGGUGAGGGCAUGGAGCCGGAGCGCCGAGAUUCCCCGGACAGCACCAGCUACCGGAGACCCCAGGAGCAGCAGCCUCACCACAUCCCGACCGGCGCCCCCGUUUACCAGCAGCCCCAGCAGCAGCAGGUGGCCCCAUCCUAUGGGGGCUACAAGGAGCCUGCAGCCCCAGUCUCCACACAGCGCAGCGCCCCAGGCGGGGGCGGGAAGCGGUACCGCGCUGUCUACGACUACAGCGCCGCGGACGAGGACGAGGUCUCCUUCCAGGACGGGGACACCAUCGUCAACGUGCAGCAGAUCGACGACGGCUGGAUGUACGGGACCGUGGAGCGCACCGGGGACACGGGGAUGCUGCCGGCCAACUACGUGGAGGCCAUCUGAGCCCGCCGGGCCCGCCCCGCCCCACCCCAUCCUUCAGCGCAUUCCACCGCAUCGCAUCGCAUCGCAUCCGCAUCCGUCCUGGGCGUGACCUGUCCACCCGUCAGUGUGUCUGUGUUGUUAAAUCUGCGACAGCUUGUUUCUCCCCAGCCUCCUCCUGCUUCCUUUGCCAGCUGCAGCCUUGUUCUGCCACUUCCUCGGGCUCCUUCCUCGGCAGGUUUUCCCCUGGACCGACUUCUCGGUUUUCUCUCUGGUGGAACAGGAGCGGACCUUCUGCGGGGGGCCCAGGCCCCUGGGCUGGGCUGGAAUGGGAGGUCCAUCGGCUCCCAGGCCUUUUUCGGCCCCCUCAGACCCUCCUGCCCACCUCCUCACACACCCGAACAUUCCAGGGCUGGGGUGAGCCCCAGGCCCCCAGGACUCCGGGGGAGGGGCUCCCUGCAUUCCCAGGAGUGGACUGCCACGGUGUGGGCACCAGUAAGAGGGCUUUGCUUCUCAAAGAUGGGGCUGCUGGCCCUCGGGGGGGGGGGGGGUCCCCUCACCACCCUCUCUUUUCUCAAAGGAGGGUGAAGCUCCCGCCUUGGGGUUCACUCAUCCUCCCCACACGUGUUCUCCUCACACUGUGAUUUUGCUCUCCUGCCCACGGAGACCGGUGUGGGCUAGGAGCUCCCUAGGAAGCACGGCUGGGGUCACGUUCUGGCCUUUCUUACGUUUAGGGACAGCUGCAGGAAGAGGGGGACCGGCUGUUCUCUCCAGAGCCCCUUUUCUCUGCACCCCCCCAACCCCCAGGAACCCUGGCUCGCCUCCUUGGCUGGAAGCCGAGGUCCUGACAGGUGGGGCGAGGAAGCCUCUUGGCCGUGGAGGCUCAGCGCCCUGCGAUCUGGGCUGGGUGGGCCACUCCUCCCUCCUCCUCCGGGGAAGAUGGCCCCCUCCCCACCCGCCCCCACGUGCAUGGAACUGUGCAAAGCCACGGGACCCUCUGUGUCUCCAGGACGUAGCGUGUGGGGGAAGGAGCAUGUGUGUCUGAGGAGUGUCAGCUAGUGUGAGUGUGAGUGUGAGCGAAGGGGCAGGCUGUGGCCUGUAGGGGUCUCUGGGCUUGUGUGAGGCGCACAGGACUGUUCCCCCCUCAUUUUCCUCAAAACCCACAGUGAGGGGACAAGGGAGGCCCCGGGGGACAGAAGUUCCUUAUACUUCCUUUGGAAUGAAAAUUCCUCUGUCCCCCGAAUGGAGGAAGCGCACCUGCCUCCAUUGCAGUGUGCUGGGCGGAAGUAAGGGAAUGACUGCAGAUGGGGGGGCGCUGAUACAGCCUCCUGGGUCGGGGCAGGGAGAAGGCUUCGUGCCUCCAGGCAUCUUCUCUCCCCCAUCGCUGUCCUGCGCUGCAGACCAGGGCCCAGAGGACCCUGUGUUACCCACACUGGGGGUGCCUUACUCUGGGGGCUCUGCCCCCCGGCCUCUCCCUUACUUACCUAAAGCCCCUUGAGGUGUUAAGAGAGGGUCCCAAGGCUACAAAACUGGAAGCACAGGCCCCGGGGCGAGGAAGGGACCGAUGGUGCUAUCUCCAGUCCCUUCUGUCCCUCGCUGGUGGCUGUCACAGCCCUGCCUGGCGUUACUCAUCUCUGGGCUUUCUCCCCGAGUCCACCCAGGCCCCAUCGUUAACACCUUUGCAUCCUUGUUCCCUGCGGGGUGGCUGCAGGCAUGAUCGAGUCCUCUCUGCUUGUGAGUUAAGCUGGGACUAUUGAGCCCAGAUCAGAGAGCUCAGGACAUGACUGUGGGGGAACAGGUGUGGACCUUUCUGGGGGAGGCCGAGCCUUGGCCCCAGCCAGGUGAGGGUGGAUGGAGGGUUUCCUACUGGGCGAUUUGGGGGUGAGGGAGCAAUAUUGGAAACCUGGGGAGAGGCGCCGGUCCAUUCCAUUUCCUCUUGAUCUCAAAGCACAACAUGGAUUCUGGGACCAAAGGUCCGAGACACGUCGUGUUGGAGGACCUGCG
Eptesicus fuscus (big brown bat) is the source of this 2902-nucleotide messenger RNA. It is a transcript of the gene LASP1, whose product is annotated as LIM and SH3 protein 1. Gene Ontology annotation, molecular function: actin filament binding. The transcript is spliced from 7 exons. The coding region runs from base 140 to 922 and encodes 260 amino acids. NCBI's taxonomy places the organism in Eukaryota, Metazoa, Chordata, Mammalia, Chiroptera, Vespertilionidae. Gene Ontology annotation, cellular component: focal adhesion. The record is from RefSeq and is a predicted model, not a curated record.